Molecule: messenger RNA, 1874 nt
Organism: Cryptomeria japonica (Japanese cedar)
Lineage: Eukaryota; Viridiplantae; Streptophyta; Pinopsida; Cupressales; Cupressaceae
Product: probable magnesium transporter NIPA6
Exons: 9
Coding region: 127-1176 (349 amino acids)
Biological process (GO): magnesium ion transport
Cellular component (GO): membrane
Molecular function (GO): magnesium ion transmembrane transporter activity
Source: RefSeq, a predicted model, not a curated record
GUAACAAUCGUUUAUACUCUCGCGCAUGAAGAAACACAUGCAUUGGAUGGAGGCGCUGGGCUGCCUUCUUGAGGAAUUCGCGGGUAAGCAGAACCAAAGCCGCUGGUGAGAUCUGGUGGAAACAAAAUGGGGGCCUGGUCUUCGGACAACAUGAAAGGGGUGGUUGUGGCGCUGGUUUCCAGUGCAUUCAUUGGAGCCAGUUUUAUAAUCAAGAAAAAGGGUCUCAGGAGGGCAGCAGCAGCCUCUGGUGUACGCGCAGGCGUGGGAGGGUAUUCGUAUCUGUUAGAGCCUUUGUGGUGGGCGGGCAUGCUUACUAUGAUUGUAGGAGAGGUUGCAAAUUUUGUUGCUUAUGCAUUUGCUCCUGCAGUUUUGGUGACUCCUUUAGGUGCACUGAGCAUAAUUAUCAGUGCUGUACUAGCAAACUUUAUGCUGAAGGAGAAACUGCAUAAAUUGGGGAUAUUGGGCUGUGUUAUGUGCAUAGUUGGUUCGGUGGUUAUUGUGAUUCAUGCACCUCAUGAAAGUUCUAUUAGCUCCGUUGAAGAAGUUUGGCAUCUGGCAACUCAAACUGCAUUUUUGCUGUACGUGGUGUCUGUUGUGGCCAUAGUUAUGGUGUUGAUAUUCCAUUUUGCCCCACGAUGUGGAAAUACAAAUGUGUUGGUUUUCACAGGCAUUUGCUCUUUAAUGGGCUCCUUAUCGGUCAUGAGUGUGAAAGCACUGGGCAUUGCUUUGAAGCUCACUUUUGAGGGAAAUAAUCAGUUAAUUUAUCCAGAGACAUGGUUUUUUACAAUGGUAGUGAUUACCUGUGUUAUCAUGCAAAUGAACUACUUGAAUAAGGCUCUUGACACUUUCAACACUGCGGUGGUUUCUCCAAUUUACUAUGUCAUGUUCACAACGCUAACCAUCCUUGCAAGUAUCAUAAUGUUCAAGGACUGGGAUGGUCAGAGUGCAAGCAAGAUUGCAUCAGAGAUUUGUGGUUUUAUCAUUGUUCUUUCUGGAACAGUUCUGUUGCACAUAACAAAAGAUUAUGACAAGAGCCCUUCAAUGAACAUGUAUACACCUUUGUCACCCUCUGUAUCAGCACAUUUCAGCCAUGGAAGUGGAGAAUUUAAUCAGUGUGCUGACGAGCAGGGCUUGUUUUCAGAAGAUCGCCCUUUCCAAAAAGAUGACUCAUGUUAGUUUGUAUUGAAGUUGGCACUUACUAAAAUAUCUUGAGAGCAUCCUAGGUGUGGGGAAUAUCAAGUAAAAUUGUGGUGCGUGUGAAUCAGUUGCUUGCAACUUGUUCCCCGGAAACUGAAGAGAUCACUUAUUUUCAGUCAUUCUGGCAGACAAUAAUGUGGUCUCAUGGGAUGCAUUUGUUGCUAUUUAGAUUCUCCAUUCUGCUUGUGCACUUGCUCAAUGCGAUCACAAUUCUGGUUCAAAAAAGGAACAGUUGCUGCUGGGUCCGGACUGUACAGAGACAUAAGAAUUCUAAGAUAGUGGUGGCUGUAGGAGGGAUUAACAGGCAAGUGCUAGGCAGGAUGAAGGCUCGCCUUUGUGUCGUAAAAUAUUGAUACCCAUUUUCUUGAUGUAAGGGAAGCAAGAUCAUCAUAAAUUUAUAUUUCGGCAAAGAAAUUGCCAAGGCGUGCCCAAUUGUUCCUCAUGCUCGAAGGAGGCUUUUUAUAAAUAGGAACAAACUGUAAUUGUCUGUGACAGUAUUACAGAGUAAGAUAUACUGCACACAGAAAGAACAAAGUGGACGAUACGGAGUCACAGGCAAGGAGGUAUUUUGAAAAUGUUUUUGAUUGAGUAAGUUGGUGCACUCAAAUGUAAUGAAUGGAGAUAGUUUGUUUUAGAAAGUGAUUAAAUGGUACAUUUUAAGAGCUCAAAUUCUUGUA